ACUCGUGCUUAGCAAAUUUCCUUGAAUUGACAUAAACACAAUGAAUACAAUUCGACACGCUCUCGCGUUCGUAUAUAAUUAGCGUAAGUGGAUGUUUCUAUGCCACACGAAUUGUAAAUCCUACGAGCCUGCAUCUUUACUUCAGAUAAAAAUGGUUCGAGGACUGUUCGUGAUCGCCUUGGUGCUGCUGGCGGCCGCUGUCGUACAAAGUCAGAAUCAAUGGUUAGAACGCAGAGCAAUCAACGCACUCCUGCAUUUAGAUAGAGCGGACGCACAAGCGCAAGCGGCAGCACGCGCUUACGCGGAAGCAACCGCGGAAGCCACAUCACGCGCGGAAGCGUAUGCACGGGCGAUAGCGACCAUGGCCCAGGAUCGGCAAUACAGGCGUCAAACUAAUGUUAGGAUUUUGCUUGCAUCACGUUGACACGGUUGGAUCUAAUUUCUUUGCCAAUGACUAAGUAUAAUAUUUUACUGUAAUUAUACUUAUUUGCUGGAA
This is a messenger RNA of Cydia splendana, 496 nucleotides long. RefSeq lists its product as uncharacterized. NCBI's taxonomy places the organism in Eukaryota, Metazoa, Arthropoda, Insecta, Lepidoptera, Tortricidae. The coding region runs from base 92 to 424 and encodes 110 amino acids. The transcript is spliced from 4 exons. The record is from RefSeq and is a predicted model, not a curated record.